This is a messenger RNA of Ylistrum balloti, 1119 nucleotides long. RefSeq names its product THO complex subunit 6 homolog. Gene Ontology annotation, cellular component: THO complex; transcription export complex. Gene Ontology annotation, molecular function: protein binding. The transcript has 14 exons. NCBI's taxonomy places the organism in Eukaryota, Metazoa, Mollusca, Bivalvia, Pectinida, Pectinidae. The record is from RefSeq and is a predicted model, not a curated record. Gene Ontology annotation, biological process: mRNA export from nucleus. The coding region runs from base 77 to 1093 and encodes 338 amino acids.
CCGGCAUCUCCGCGGGAAGUCAAAAUCGAAGUAACAUCCUACAAUACCAAAUAGAGACAAGAAUUACAAACUGGACAUGAAAGAGCAAGACCGCAGUCUAGCAGCUCGUAAACAGUACCACACAUCAGUGUUUGCACAAUGUUUUUCCCCAUGUGGAAAGUUCCUGGCUGCAGCAAAUAAUCAUGGAUACAUCGCAAUUUUCAGUCUGACCACAGCUCUAUCACCUGACGGCACAGAAGCACUUUGGAAGCCAGUCUACUCAUACAAAGCUUCAGAGGAUGGAUCAAUAUUUUGUCUAGCUUCAUCAGAUAUCUUCUUAAUCAGUGGCGGAAAUGGUCCCAUUUGUGCAUGGAAGUGGACGGAUAUAUUGAAUAAGUCUCCAAAGGUUAUCUGGUCGUGGGGUAUUCCUAAGAAAGGACCUUUCUAUCAAACAGAGGUCAACACCAUAGUGAUUGACAAACAGGAAACACAAUGUCGACUUUAUGCAGGCUGUGGAGACAACAAUGUGUAUGUAUGGGACCUGGAGACAGGAGAACAAUUGGUCAGUUUGUCUGGACAUGAUAAUUACAUUCACAGUGUGUCACUGAAAAACAAAGGUCAGAUGUGUGCUACAGCUUCUGAGGAUGGUACAGUGAAAAUCUGGGAUAUGAGACACCCUUCUGCAGCAGAACAUACACUUGAACCAUACAAAAACCAGAUAUGUGCUCGACCAGAGUUUGGAAAAUGGUUGGGAUGUGUAGCUAUGGAAACUGGUGAUGAUUGGUUGGUAUGUGGAGGUGGUCCAAAGAUGUCAUUGUGGCACCUGAGAUCACUGGAGGCCACCACAGUAUUUGAUACACCAGCUGUAUGUCAGAAGACAGUCAUGUUCUAUGAGGAUACAAUUAUUUCCGCGGGAAGCGAGCCAUAUGUGAACCAUUGGUACAUUAAUGGUGACCAAAAAUCACGAAUUCCUUGUACUCCUACAAAUGUGUUCAGUGUUGUUGUCAACACAGCCCUAAACAGUCACAAGGUGCUUUGUACUGCUGGAAACAGUCCGAAGAUUGAUGUCUGCACAAACUUUGGAUACAAGGCAUUCUCAUUAACAUUCAGCUGAUCAAACACAAAAUUAAAUGAAAUGAA